Molecule: messenger RNA, 1169 nt
Organism: Aspergillus steynii IBT 23096
Lineage: Eukaryota; Fungi; Ascomycota; Eurotiomycetes; Eurotiales; Aspergillaceae
Product: NAD(P)-binding protein
Exons: 1
Coding region: 23-1099 (358 amino acids)
Source: RefSeq, a predicted model, not a curated record
CCCUAAACCAGACCUCAACAACAUGGCAGCUACUCCCGGCUUUGGGCCCCUGACUUCCGCUGUUGAAAUCACGGCAGCAUUUCCCGAUGCUGUCAACGGCAAGAACAUCAUCGUCACCGGUGUGUCCCCGAACAGCUUAGGGCUUGCCACUGCCACUGCCUUCGCAUCCCAGUCCCCGGCAAGCCUCAUCGUGACGGGCCGGUCGGUCGAGAAAGUCCAGGCGUCGAUCGAGUCUCUGAAAGCAAGCCACCCAAAUGUCAAGUAUCACGCUUUGAUCAUGGAUCUUGCAUCCCAAACUUCCGUCCGGGCUGCUGCAACCAAGAUCAGUGACGAUGGCACUAUCCCUACCAUUGACAUCCUUGUCAACAACGCCGGAGUGAUGGCCAUUCCUACAUUGACCCUUUCCGAGGAUAGCAUUGAAACAACCUUUGCCACGAACCACAUCGGCCAUUUCCUCUUCACCAACCUGAUCCUGCCCAAGAUGAUCAAGGCCUCCCAGACCUCUUCCCACCCGACAAGAAUCGUGAACGUGUCUUCGUAUGGACACCAAUUCUCCCCCGUCCGAUUCUCCGACAUCAACUUCCGCAAACUCCCAACCGAGCUACCCGAAGACGAGCGCCCCGAUCUGCAAAAGACCGAGUUCUUCACCGGCAGUAGCCAUUCCGAAGACACAUACUACGGCUUCUUCUCCUACGCGCAAUCCAAAACAGCGAACGUGCUGUUCUCGGUUUCCCUGAGCCAGAAGCUGCAGGCCAAGUACGGGAUCUCGUCGUUUGCGGUGCACCCUGGCGCCGUUGACACGAAUAUCAGUCGACAUGCUACCCCGAGCGAAAUCGAACAGGCCCUUAAGAGAGCCUCCGAGCUGGGCUUUGACUCUGCUCCGAAAACCCCGGAUCAAGGGGCGAACUCAUCCGUUCUUGCUGCGGUUGAUCAUGGAUUACCGCCUGUGGAUAUCUCGGAUGUUGAGGCUAAGGGGGUCUACCUUGCGGACUGCAAGGUAGAUGAUGAAAAAGUUGCAGCAUUUGCUAAGAGCGCGGUGUUUGCGGAAAGGCUUUGGGCUUUGAGUGAGGAGUUGGUACAGCAGAAGUUUGACUUUUAGAUGCACAGAAUGCAAGAUUUUGGUAUUGUUAGACGCCUGAAUGGCAAUUCCUUUAGCUCUAGGAUAGAUA